UUUGUUGUCAAUAAGUAUGGAUUUGCCGUUAACAUUACUGUUCGUAAGGUGAACACCCGCCCUUCCCCGACGCGCGCCAUGAAGAGACUCUUCCGGUUCAAAUCGUCGAAGUUGAAACCCGGCGAGGGCGCCACCGCGGCGGCGACGGACGACGCGCAGUCGGUGGGGUCGGUGGGGUCGGGCCGCGACCUCGCGGGGUCGGGGUCGACGAGGCAGUAUCGCGUCGACGCGAAGGCGAAGGACUUCAGCAAGCUUCACAAGGCGGCGUGGAACAACGACGCGGAGAAGGCGAGAACUCACGCGAAGAAGCUGGAUAUUAACCUGCUGGACAAGGAGUACAGGCGACAGCGACGAAGAGGCGGAGGUCAGUCGGAGGUCGGGGAGGCACCACGGCGACAGCGACUCGUGGGCCGACAGCGACCUUUCCACGACCUCACCCGCCGCCACGCACAAGCAGAAGCGACGGAAGCCCAGGCCCAGGCCGAGGCAUCGUUCCUCGUCAUCGUCGUCUGCCACGCCGCCUCAUUUUAG
Priapulus caudatus is the source of this 531-nucleotide messenger RNA. RefSeq lists its product as uncharacterized. The transcript is spliced from 5 exons. NCBI's taxonomy places the organism in Eukaryota, Metazoa, Priapulida, Priapulimorpha, Priapulimorphida, Priapulidae. The record is from RefSeq and is a predicted model, not a curated record. The coding region runs from base 79 to 531 and encodes 150 amino acids.